Messenger RNA from Eucalyptus grandis, 1812 nucleotides. Its product is annotated as flavonoid 3'-monooxygenase CYP75B137. Lineage: Eukaryota; Viridiplantae; Streptophyta; Magnoliopsida; Myrtales; Myrtaceae. Gene Ontology annotation, molecular function: heme binding; iron ion binding; monooxygenase activity. The record is from RefSeq and is a predicted model, not a curated record. The transcript has 3 exons. Bases 64 to 1659 code for a protein of 531 amino acids.
GCAUCUCUCCAUCUCUACUUAAAUGGAUCUGAGCCGUGUGACCCAACGCACUUGUAAUUCACCAUGUCCCGCGCCAUGUCCCAUCCCCUCCUCCACACUCUCCAAUCUUCUCUUUCGGGGCACGAUUUCUCGCUCCCACACUUACUUCUCCUUCUCUCGGGCAUUUUCGCAAUCAGCUGCUGGGCAUGGCGUCGUUCCGCCGAGAAGAAAAGCUCGCCAUCCCUGCCGCCGGGACCUGCGGGCCUCCCCCUCGUCGGAAACCUACCCUUCCUCGAUCCGGAGCUCCACACCUACUUCACUGCCCUCGCAAGGAAGUAUGGCCCGGUCCUGAAGCUCCAGCUCGGCAAGAAGCUCAGUGUCAUCGUGACGUCACCGGCCACCGCCCGCGAGGUGCUGAAGGAUAAUGACAUCAUGUUCGCCAACCGCGACGUGCCCGCCGCCGCGAGGGCCGCGACGUAUGGCGGCUGCAGCCUCGUGUGGACCCCGUACGGGCCUAAGUGGAGGAUGCUGCGGAAGGUGUGCGCGCUCAGGUUGCUGAGCAACCAGAAGCUGGACUCCGUCUAUGAUCGCCGGCGGAGGGAGGUCCGAAAGACCGUCAGGUACUUGAAGAUCCGGGCCGGGUCACCAGUUAACGUUGGGGAGCAGAUGUUCUUGACCGUGCUCAACGUGAUCACGAGCAUGUUGUGGGGUGGGACGGUGCAGGGCGAGGAGAGAGAGCGCCUGGGUGCUGAUUUCCGGCAGGUGGUGUCAGAUAUCACAGAUCUUCUUGGCAAACCGAACAUUUCGGACUUUUAUCCGGGUUUAGCCCAAUUCGAUUUGCAGGGGAUAGAGAGGCAGAUGAUUGGAUUGGCAAAACGGUUCGAUAGAAUUUUUGAGCAGAUGAUUGAAAAAAAAUUGAAGAUGGAGGGAGAAGGCGGAAAGGGGUCCUUGGACGGUGGCGAGAAGAGCAAAGAUUUCUUGCAGUUUCUAUUGGAGUUGAAGGAUGAGGAAGAUGCCAAGACUCCUCUAACAAUGACUGGCCUCAAAGCUCUGCUCAUGGACAUGGUGGUUGGCGGAACUGACACAUCCUCCAACACAAUUGAGUUUGCCAUGGCUGAGAUCAUGAACAAACCUGGCAUUCUAAGCAAAAUCCAACAAGAAUUGGAAGCUGUGGUCGGCAAGGACAACAUAGUAGAAGAGUCCCACAUUCGUAGACUGCCCUACUUACAUGCUGUCAUGAAAGAGACGCUGAGACUGCACCCGGCAACUCCCCUGCUGGUCCCGCAUUGCCCGAGCGCAGACUGUACCGUCGGAGGCUACAUGAUCCCGAAGGGCUCUCGGGUUUUCAUCAACGCGUGGGCGAUACAUAGGGACCCUUCCAUAUGGAGCAACCCGCUAGAAUUCUGUCCCGAGAGGUUCCUGGAUAGCAAAGUCGAUUACGGUGGGAACGACUUCAAUUACAUGCCCUUUGGGGCUGGGAGAAGAAUAUGCGUGGGGAUAGCGAUGGCCGAGAGGAUGGUGCUACACUCGCUCGCCACCCUCUUCCAUUCAUUCGACUGGAAGCUGCCCGAGGGAGAGAAGAUGGACCUGACGGAGCAAUUUGGGAUCGUCCUGAAGAAGAAAAAGCCUCUUGUGGCUAUUCCUUCGCUGAGAUCCUCUGAUCCUCAUUUUUAUGAAUGAGUUAUUAUGUGGGUGUACCAUAUGCGCCGGUGCUUCUUGGUGUGGUUCCUCAGUAUAAUCUUACUUGCAUAGAAUGAGGGAAAAAACUGAUUUGCAUAUCUUUGUAUGGUUUAUUAAACUCCUAUCCAUUUCAUUUGGGUAAUCAAGUUUAAA